This is a messenger RNA of Lolium rigidum, 816 nucleotides long. Its product is annotated as c-Myc-binding protein homolog. NCBI's taxonomy places the organism in Eukaryota, Viridiplantae, Streptophyta, Magnoliopsida, Poales, Poaceae. Gene Ontology annotation, biological process: regulation of DNA-templated transcription. The coding region runs from base 183 to 476 and encodes 97 amino acids. The transcript has 5 exons. Gene Ontology annotation, molecular function: transcription coactivator activity. The record is from RefSeq and is a predicted model, not a curated record. Gene Ontology annotation, cellular component: nucleus.
CUCUUCCGUCCCUACCAACUUCUGUGUAGUCAUCACAGUCUCGAACUAGGCGUACUGCAGCUCAACUUAAAGCGGCAGAUCCGGCCAGCGCUCCCACGCCAUUCUCCUCCAUCUUCCUCUGACUCGAGCUCCGCCGCGGAUUCCAUCCCAAACUACUCCAGGAUCCGCUCUCGAGGAUCGACAUGGAUAGGGAAGCCAAGAAAGAAGGCUUCAGGAAGUAUCUUGAAUCCAGCGGUGUGCUCGAUACUCUAACGAAAGUUCUUGUUGCAUUGUAUGAGGAGAACGACAAACCAUCAUCUGCAGUCGAGUUUGUUCAGCAGAAAUUGGGUGGUCCUUCUAUUUCUGACUAUGAAAAGCUGAAAGCUGAGAAGCUGGAUUUGCAAUUGAAGUAUAAUGAGCUCUUAGAGACUCAAAAGGAAACAAGUAGACAGUUGGAGGAACUUAAGAACUUGAAGAUUGACGCACCUUGGAAUUAAUGGAACCAACCAGUGUUGACAUAAUAGGUGUCACGAAGCAAGUAUAUAUGCCCUCUUUGCUAUGUAUCAUCAAGUUCUAUAAAAAAGAAACAUUUCUUGGUAAUGCAUUUUACUCUCAUUAAUCCCUUUGGAUGCCAUGCAUGAUCCACUCCACCUCGAACAGGUCAGAAAUACCAAUACUUCAUGGGUGAAGCUGAACUUGGGCACUACUAUGAUUCAUACCGAAAAGCCCAUCCACUCCAAAGUGCAAAAUUUGGUCUGUUGUAAAGCAAUGUUGUUGUUGGUGUGGUUUUGUAACAUCAGAAACUUUUAUCUCCAGUGUUCUUGUUGAUUUGCAAGA